AUGGGCCUGGUUCAAGGAACCGCUAAACGCGGGAAGCACAACACCGGGCAGUAACCACUUGUGAUUAAUCAAAUCCUGAUCCAGGCCGCGCGACUGUCGACCAACUACAUUCUCGCCAGCCGUACCCAAGCCUGCCAAAGAACCUACCAGAUUGUGACUGCUCACACAAAGCUGGAUCAACCGCACUGUAACAAUCAGAAGCCGGCCGUUACACCAGACAUGAUGCGUCUCAUAUGCGAAGAAAAGUUGGGUUUCGAGGAAUCUCUUGUUUCAUAA
Messenger RNA from Protopolystoma xenopodis, 276 nucleotides. The record is from the annotation of a GenBank genome assembly. NCBI's taxonomy places the organism in Eukaryota, Metazoa, Platyhelminthes, Monogenea, Polystomatidea, Polystomatidae.